Homarus americanus (American lobster) is the source of this 2049-nucleotide messenger RNA. RefSeq names its product acetylcholinesterase-like. Gene Ontology annotation, biological process: acetylcholine catabolic process; choline metabolic process. Gene Ontology annotation, cellular component: plasma membrane. Gene Ontology annotation, molecular function: acetylcholinesterase activity. Lineage: Eukaryota; Metazoa; Arthropoda; Malacostraca; Decapoda; Nephropidae. The record is from RefSeq and is a predicted model, not a curated record.
CCGCCACCUGCUGCCUCACACUCACCUCCGUGCAGCCGUGAGGGGCGACCGUCACCCGCGCUUGACAUCUCCACUUUGUUCCUCUAACACACCUUGUUCGCUCGUCGCUGAACAUAUCGCAAUAAUUAACUGUAACACAAGGAUUUCUACACCUGGGAGCGUCGACUAGUGCUUCAAUCUCUUAAAUGAAACAGUUUUUGAAGUGUUCGACCGUACAAUAAUUUGUUUAAAAAAGAAAGAGAGAGAGAUAGAGAGAGAGAAAGAGAAAGAGAGAGAGAGAGAAGUGAAGGAGUGUGGCGGGUGGAGCAUCACGACUACAGUCAGCGGGGGAGGUGUGUGUGUAUGUGUGUGUGUGACCACUGCCUCCACACAGGCUCGCGUUGCCACCAUCUCCACACCUGACUGAGACUUACCUUUACCCUCGGUCAGCACAGGUUCCUCUUGGUGUCGACGGCGAGCACAGAAGGACCGUGUGGACUACUGUUGGCUGCAGCAUUAACACUGCCACUAUGGGCACCAGAGGUACAGCGGUUAGAGUUAAAGAUUUGUUACGGCAUCACAAGGUAGAGAGUUGAGUGGCACAGUGUUAGUUGUAUCAGUUCUGAGUGCCGAGGUUACACUGCUACUUGUCGAGGUGCCAACACCGCAGAACAAAACAUCGCAGUGCCGUGUGACAGUGCCAGGACCGAGCGGUGAUGGUGUCAGUACUGUGGGGACUCAAAACUUGAUCCCAAUCGGUGUUUCACUAAUGACAUUAUCGUGAUACUCUGCUCCUCUGACCUCGACACCAUGGCGGUUCAGGUCAGCUUGUGCUGGGUGCUGUUGCUGGCCGCUCUGGUGGGGCUCUGUGUCGCCACCGACCUGCAUAAUAGUCUUAUUAAUUCUUCAACUCUGGAAGUCAACGAACCGCGUCGGGAAGAUAAAGAACAAAAGUUCAAAACAGCCAGACCAAAGGACCCACUUGUGGUCCAGACCAAGAGUGGUCUGGUGAGGGGCUUCAGAAGAAAUGUUUACGGCGAGAAUCUGGAUUCAUUUUAUGGUAUUCCCUUCGCUAAGCCGCCAGUGGGAGAUCUACGCUACAAAAAGCCUGUCCCCGUCGACCCUUGGCCCGGCAUCCUUGAUACGAUUAAGCUUCCGAACACAUGUGUCCAGGCCUAUAACUAUUUUCCAGGCUUCAUCGGUGAGCAGAUAUGGAACCCCAACACCGACCUCUCUGAGGACUGUCUCUUCCUCAACAUCUGGGCUCCUGCACACCUUCGGGAUCCCGGUGCCGAGCCUACAGAGGUCCUGGUGUGGAUCUACGGCGGCGGCUACAUGGGAGGGACGUCGACUCUCGAUAUUUAUGACGCAGACAUCAUGGCUACAGCAAAUAACUUUAUCGUCGCCUCCAUGCAGUACCGCUGUGGGGCGUUUGGCUACCUGUACCUGGACAUAGAGGACGCCCCCGGCAACGUGGGGAUGUACGACCAAGCUCUGGCAAUGAAGUGGAUUCGUGAUAACAUCGAGUUCUUUGGUGGAAAUCCAGAUCGAAUUACUCUGUUCGGUGAGUCUGCCGGCGCUGGGUCCAUCGCCGUGCACCUGCUGUCGCCCGUGUCCAGCCACCUCUUUGACCGGGCCAUCCUGCAGUCUGGCGUUGUCAACUCGCCGUGGUCCAUCAUGUCUGCCGACAAAGCCUACGACAUCGGCCUGAGGCUCGUCGACGACGUCGGUUGCAACGCCUCCUUGAUUAACGAAGAACCAGAGAUGGUGAUGGACUGUAUGAGACGUGUAGACCCCUUCACCCUCUCCCUACAGCAGUGGAACAGCUACUUCGGCCUCCUACAGUUCCCCUCCACCCCCAUAGUGGACGGGGACUUCCUCCCUGACGAACCUCUGGAGAUGAUCCCCGCGGGGGUUAAGAAGACCGAGAUCCUCAUCGGCUCAAACCUCGACGAAGGUGAGUACAUCUUCCCCUUCCCUCACAAGAGUUGCCUGAGAGUAGACCCUCAGCCUGGCACACACCUGUACUAUGUGAACCAUUACGUCAUCAGGUUCAGGUGUUGUGACUGA